Molecule: messenger RNA, 6831 nt
Organism: Penicillium mononematosum
Lineage: Eukaryota; Fungi; Ascomycota; Eurotiomycetes; Eurotiales; Aspergillaceae
Exons: 4
Coding region: 1-6831 (2276 amino acids)
Biological process (GO): secondary metabolite biosynthetic process; amino acid activation for nonribosomal peptide biosynthetic process
Cellular component (GO): cytoplasm
Molecular function (GO): phosphopantetheine binding; catalytic activity
Source: RefSeq, a predicted model, not a curated record
AUGCCUUUGCUUACUGAACCCUUUCAAACGUCCGAGACUGUCAUCGACCACACACAAAGCCUGCAUAAAGCAGAAUCAUCUAAGCAGCCAAUUAUCUCGACAAAAGAUCUCGACAACACCGCGCAAGAAAUUCAGGAGCUUAGGUCGGAUACUGCCUCGAUCCGAAGCCCACAGUCCAACGGAAGUUGGAGAUGCAACUUUCCUGUGUCGAUGACCGACGGAUCAUCAGGAACGGCGUCAUCCUCAUUUCAUGUAUCGUUUCCAGACCACGAGUUCAUCUCGACCGUAUGUCGUGAGCGCGGGUAUGCAGUCGCCGCUGUGAUGAAAGUGGGCUGGUCGCUCGUCCUUCAUGCAUACACCGGAGCUGAGAGAGUCUGUUUUGGCUAUGCGUCUCACGAAGAAAGCCCAUCCAUGUUUGGCUUGGAUCUUGCACGCGCCAAAACGCCUGCAGAACUUAUAGAUCAGGUGCAAAGAGCCCAAGAACCAGGACAUUCUUUGCAACCAUCUAAGCAGUUGGAAAGUGUAUGCGACACAAGCUUGGCAGUCACGGAUGGAGAUAGCCCUAUCAUUACAGACGCGUCUGUCCAAACUUCUGAGGUCGUUUCUGCAGAAGUCAGUAUACGGGAGUCGGAGAUCAUCUUAGACCUCAAUUAUAAUCCAGCUCUGGUGUCUGUCGAUUUGGCCCAGGGUGUUUCGCGCACGUUCCAAACAAUCCUUCGGUCAAUUCUCACAUACCCAAGCCAGUCACUUUCUGAUGUUGAAAAGCUCAGUGAGCAGGACAAGUUGCAAAUCCUACAGUGGAACGAGAACGUGCCGCCAACCCUCAACCAGAAGCUUCACGACGCCUUCACUGAAAAGGCCUUGGAUAAUCCGGAUGCACCGGCCAUAUCCUCUUUGGAGGGAGAAUGGACUUACCUUGAGCUUGAUAUGGUUCUGUCUUGCUUUGAAAAAUCGCGCAAUGGCAUCCUCUCAGUGCUUGCAAUUUUGAAAGCGGGAUUCACAUGCGUCCCCGUGAAUCCAAGCUGCAAUGAAGCGUUCCUCAGCCAGGUGGUCGGGGACGUCAACCCUCAGGUCGUGUGUGUUUCUGCCGCGCAGGCGCAUCGAUUUGCCGGCUUCGACGGGACUGUGGUGGUUGUCGAUGCGGAAUUGCUGGACCGCCUUGGAACGUGCAAGCAAACGUUGAAAUUCGUUAGGCGACCUAACAACGAUAUUGCCUUUAUACAAUAUACCGCUGGGGUGACCGGGCCGCCUAAAGGUGUGAUUCAAGGACACGCAGGUCUGUAUACGGGAAUCCUUGCGCAGGGUCAGGCGAUGGGGUAUGACAUCGAUUCAAGGAUAUUGCAUUCGGCUGCGUAUAGCACAUCAGCAGGGAUUGCCGAAGUGUUUGGGGCCUUUUUCUACGGCGGCUGUGUGGUCAUCCUACCCGAACAGGGAAGCGCUGAGAGCGUGGCUGAUAUGAUCAAUGAGCAAGAAGUCACGCAUGCAUGCUUCACGCCUACCGAAGUCAGGGAAUUGGACCCCACAGAUCUUUGGCAACUCGGCGCCAUCGCGCUAGGUGGUGAAAUGUUGACUCAGGAGGAUGUCGACAAAUGGGGCUUGGAAAUGGCGUUGAUCAAGACAUAUGGGACCACGGAGACAUCGGUCUACAUAUCCACAUCCAAAGCCCCUUCGCUCUAUGUCUUCGAUCCUUCAAAUAUUGGGGCUCCCUUUGUCGCUUCAAUGUGGGUAGUCGAGCAGGGAAACGUCCAGAAACUGGCGCCCAUCGGGGCUGUGGCUGGGCACCCUCUGCGAAUGACGGAGAUGCUCAGCGCUUUUUUUGCCACGGGUGAUCUCGUGAGGCAUCUCGGGAAUGGCGAGCUUGCCUUUUGCGGGCGGAAGGAAGGCACGGAAUACAAUAAAACAGAAUACGACAGCUCCGCUACGCACGCCGAUCCAGAUAUUCUGCCUUUCAGCCUCAUCAACUCAGUUGAAUCUACAGAAGAGGCUCUGGCAACAGCUGCGGCCUCAUGUCACGUCAGCUCUGACAUGAUUGAGGACAUCUACCCUAGCACUCCCAUUCAAGAGAGUCUGUUUGCUUUGUCAAACAAGCAGUCCGGGGCUUUCUUGAAACAACACAUCUUUGAACUCCCCACGAAUUUGGACCUUGGCCGGUUCCGCAGUGCUUGGGCACAUGCAAUUCAACAUUCCCCAAUCUUGAGAACGAGGCUGGUCAUGACAAGUUCGUCUCACCUUCUGCAAGUUGUUGUCAAGGAAGCGCCAGUCUGUCAAGAUGUCUCCGAUUUGGGGUCAUACUUGAGACAGGAUCAGGCAAGCCCGAUGCUUUGGGGGUCACCUCUAUUUCGAUACGCAACCACCACGGCGCCUGACCAGAAACCACAUUUGGUGGUAACUAUGCACCAUGCACUCUACGACGGCUGGACGCUAGAUUUGAUUUUCGACCGCGUCAAGGAGUACUUUGAAGGAAGCCCUGUAACAAGUGGAAUUCCAUUCAAUUCAUUUGUCAAAUAUGUUCAGGGACUCGAUCGCGAAAGCAUCUGUCGGUUCUGGACAAAGCAGCUGGACAAUGCGUGCGCCACCUUGUUCCCAGUUCUGCCAACUCCAACCUAUCUCCCCACUCCCAACGAUACAUACAUGCAGAAACUGAGCUUCCAACGAGCUGCAGGCUCAUCGAUCACGGCUUCUACGUUUGUAAGAGCUGCGUGGGCCUUGACAAUUGCCAGAUAUGCGGACUUGGACGAUAUCACUUUUGGGUCGACUGUUUCUGGUCGAGCUGCACCAAUCCCUGGCAUUGCUACCAUGCUGGGCCCAACCAUUGCCACUGUUCCGGUUCGUGUUCGUGUGCCCAAGGAUUGCAAGCUGGGAGAUUUCCUUCAGCAUGUGCAAGACCAAUCAACAAUGACCAUCCCAUUUGAGCAAGCUGGAAUGUACCAAAUUAAGCAGCUAACCGCUGGUACGCAAAACGCCUGCUCCUUCCAGACGGCGCUUGUGGUUCAGCCGCUAGCUGCAGCCCCUGGAUUGGAAACUCUCGGAUGCCGUCGCGUGAACGAGAUGUACGACUCCUAUCAGCCUUACGCCCUGACCAUUGAAGUGGGCCUGCAGGAGAGUGGGGGCCUGGCCAGGGUCCUCUUUGACAACAAAGUAGUUGACCAGCCUCAGGUGCGGCGUAUCAUGGCCAUGUUCAACAAGACUCUGCAGAGUAUCAGUAUGGGAAGCUCGAAUGUCGUCCUUGAUGACCUCGCAACCAUCACUACCGAUGACAUCGAGGAACUGAAACUCUGGAACACAACGCCUCCGGAUCCAGUCGUGGAAUGCGUGCAUCAUGCUUUCGAGAAACACGUCGCAAUGAAUCCAGCCGCCCCGGCAGUAGCAUCUUGGGAUGGAGACCUUACAUAUAGUCAGCUGGACGCUUUGUCUAGUAGACUGGCAGACCAUCUCCUCGGUCUCGGCGUUACGCUCGAAAUGGUAGUACCGCUUUGCUUCGAUAAGUCCAAGUGGGUGAUUGUCUCCAUGUUAGCCGUUCUCAAGGCUGGAGGCGCUUGUUUGACUCUUGAUGUCUCUCACCCACCUGAUCGUCUGCGGGGCAUGGUCGAAGCUGUGGAUGGCAAGAUCAUGCUCGUUGCAGAAGCGCAUCGCUCCAAAUUCAUCGAGACAGUUGAUCAAAUCAUCAUAGUCGAUGAAACGCUGUUUGAGACGCUUGGCAAUAAAACUGGCAGACACUGUGAGACGGUAAAGCCAAACAACCGCGGAUUCAUUGUCUUCACUUCUGGAUCGACCGGAAAGCCCAAGGGAAUUGAACUUGAACACCAAAGCGUCUGCACCAGCUCCCGCGGCCAUGCAGGAGUGUUUAAUAUUGGGCCUGGCUCCCGUUGUCUCCAAUUUUCUGCAUUUGCUUUUGACGUCCAUAUUUCUGAUAUCUUUACUCCUUUGAUGUAUGGUGCAUGCUGUUGCAUUCCUUCCGAAGAAGACCGCAUGGGCAAUCUGCCUCAAGCCAUCAACAGUCUCAAAGCGGACAGCGUCUAUAUUACUCCGACAGUGGCGACUCUAUUCACGCCCGACGAUGUGCCUGGUUUGAAAAAGGUGGCUCUUGGUGGAGAGCCGCUGACAACGGAAAAUGCUCGUCUGUGGGGUGGGCGAGUCUUCCUGAUCAAUGUGUUCGGUCCAUCGGAGACCUCGAAUUGGGUCACCUACCAGCAUGUGCGCGCAGACACACAACAGCCAUCCAAUAUUGGACCGGGUGUCGAUGUAAAUACCUGGCUCGUGGAUCGACACAACGACUCUCGAUUGGCUCCAAUUGGCUGCGUCGGAGAACUUUUCGUUGAAGGACCUAUUCUGGCCCGCGGCUACUUGAAUGAUCAGGAGAAAACCAAUGCAUCAUUUGUGGUAGAUCCUCCGUGGCUACCUGGUCCAUCAGCCUCGCCGAGACGCAUGUAUCGGACCGGUGAUCUGGUUCGAUAUAAUAGCGAUGGCACCUUCGUUUAUGUCGGUCGACAGGACACACAGAUCAAAAUCCGUGGCCAGCGACUGGAGCUUGCGGAGGUGAACCACCGCUUGAUGGAAAUCCCCGAGGUCAAGACGUGUCUGGCGGUACUACCAAAGAUUGGAUUGUGUCAAGGGCGAUGCGUUGUUGUUCUCUCCCUUCGGAAAUUCUGGAAAGAUGGGGGCGGAUUAAUGCGCAUGGUUGAUCAAUCUCUUCGCGCUGCAGUAUCUACUCAACUUGCAGAUAUUCGUGAUUGUCUUACGGAGACACUGGCUGUGUGGAUGAUCCCGACAUUGUGGAUUGUUGUGGAAGACCUGCCCACCAAUGCGAGUGGCAAGUUGGACCGCAACGGAAUACGGGCAUUUGUGGACAAUCUAGACGAAGAAACUUUCCAGCGAGCAUCGGACCUCCUUGUCGACAGCCAUUUCCAGGAGCCUCAGACUCCGAUGGAAGUCUUGUUGCAAAGAAUUUGGAGCUCAGUUCUCAAGCUUCCUAUCGACCAGAUAAGUGCUACGGCCUCCUUUUUGCGCCUUGGAGGAGACUCGAUCACGGCCAUGCAAGUCAUGUCCAAGUGCAGGGUUGAAGGCGUGUUUCUGUCGGUCCAUGAUAUUCUCGUCAGCAAAACCAUCUCGGAGCUGGCAAGGCUUGCAACUUCGUCAUCAGAGGCAGCAAAGUCGACCAGCGAGCUUGAAAAACAAGUUGCCGCAGAUAUCCCUCUCAAUACCAGAAACUCCUCCCAGGAUGGAAUUGCAACGGAAGGUUUGUAUGACACGAUUCUCAGUCAAGCUUGGUUGAAAGCAUCAAGCAUCGAAAAAGUUGUGCUGGCUUCCGACUAUCAAGUUUCGGCAUUAGAGCAGAUGCUGCUGAACUUCCGCGGUGACCUGACUUACCACACGUUCGAUAUCCCGAAGCCUGUGAACUUCAACCGACUGGCCUUGUCUUGCGUUGAAAUUGUUAACCGCCAUCCUCUGCUGCGUAGUGUCUUCGUUUGCCAUGAGCACCAGGUCUAUCAGGUCACCAUGAAGUCGAGUUUCGUGGACAUGACAGACCGACUGGACCAGCCAGAUCCUACAGCUUUGAUAGAGCAGGAUCGAAACAAAAAGUUCUCGCUUGGGCAGCCCAUGGUCUGGUUUAAACUUGCUCGAAGCGGUGUUUCGCAUGAUUGUGACUCACUUGUUAUACGACUUCCUCAUUGCUUGUACGACGCUUCCACUCGGGCCUGCUUGGUUGCCGACCUGCAGCAAGCAUAUUCCAGCACCCAGGCCCUUGGACAACCCCUUGAUACUCGGCAGUAUUUCAAUUUCCGAGACUACAUUCGUCCUACGGCCUUGGCAUAUUGGGAGCAGUAUCUUCAAGGCAGCACUGCCACCCAGAUCGUGGCAAAACCGCGGCCUCGCUUCCGACACGGAAGACAGCACACCCUGUCCUCGAGGGUCCACAUGCAAUCGUUGAAAAGCCAUGGCAUCACUUCUGCAACGGUAGUUAAGGCUGCCUGGGGAUUUGUCUUGGCUGAGCUCUGUGGGCAAGAUGAUGUUGUGUUCGGCGAGCUUGUGGCGGGCCGCGGCCUUCCUGUUGCAGGAAUCGACUCGCUCGAUAUUGUCUGUGCAUCGACAGUCCCGCUGCGAAUACAGCUAAGUUCUUCAUGGGAGGUGCUUGACCUUCUUCAGGAUGUUCAGGAACGUCAUCUAGCCAGCAUGCCCUUUGAGUCCGUAGGAGAAGCGUCGAUUGUCAAAGAAUGUACUUCAUGGCCACGAUGGAUCCGCUUCGGUUCAGUACUCAACCAUUCCCAGUCACCGAUUGCGGAGAAUACUGAAGGCAAAGCACUUUGGGAUACUGGCAUUCACGGGCAUUUGAACCCGAGCUCGGAUCUUAAUAUCCAGUGCCAUCCUAUGCCUGUUGAUUUGGAAUCGGACUCCAACUUCCUGGUCAAUAUCACCUUCGAUAUGGAUUAUAUCGCACCCACGUUUGUGGCCGACAUUAUGGACCGAUUCUGCAGUACGAUCCAUGGUUUCAUCGCGAAUGUGACAGCAAGUCUCAGCGGAAUGAGACAAGGACCGAUUGGAGGCCGCACUCUACCGCUUCCAUUCAGCAAUGGCCCCAUUAAUGUAGUGGAGAUGGCGCCAUCGGAUGCCGUGAAGUAUGAGCAGACAUUGACUAAGGCUCAGUCUGUUUGGAAAACAGUCAUCGGUGAGAGUGAUGAAAUGGAUACGCCUUUCUUCUCUCGCUGGGGAAGUCUUAUAGCUGCGGCUCAUUUUGUUACAGCUUAUCGAAAAGUUGGGAUUGAGCUAACUAUGGAGGAGGUCCUGGAAGCCCCGACCAUGCGAGGCCAAGUUCUUCUAUGCGCAAACAGAUGA